GUUGCUGUCCCCUUCUUUAUGCGUCACAAGGUGGCCUACGGCUACCGUGAGGAUCAGCAGUGCUGCGUUCUCAACUGCUGGUCCGUGCAUCAAGGCCAGCAGUUUCGGGACCUCGUUUGCUGCAGGUGGCCAUGGAUACGGCUUUGCUAUGUUCCCGGAGGCUGUACUGGCAACUUCCAGCCAUGCAAUGUGGUGAUGCAAUAUUCCUACAAGCACUCAAUCAAGAGAUCUCAACUUUGUGACACCGUGAAUGACGCGCUCGAACAUCUGCAGGUCCAUGCUGAUUCUGCUUGCAUCAAGAUUGACACCCGCAUUUCCAUGCUUCGUGACUGA
Molecule: messenger RNA, 333 nt
Organism: Coniophora puteana RWD-64-598 SS2
Lineage: Eukaryota; Fungi; Basidiomycota; Agaricomycetes; Boletales; Coniophoraceae
Exons: 1
Source: RefSeq, a predicted model, not a curated record